AAUUUUACCAGAGCGAAAAAUUCAGUGAGGCAAUCUAAAAAAAAAAAAGAGUGAUUUUUAAUUUUUUUUCUCCCCCCUCUCUAACAUCCCGCUUCUUGAGAUCCCUUUCUGUCAUCGUCUGUCUUUCAAGAAAUUUUCAGCGAUUUUGAAAACGGUUUGUUUUUCUUGGUUUUGGGUUUUGAUUAAUACUGAAAUUUUCGUUAAAAACAAGCCCAGAUUAACAGGUGGUGGUUUUUUGAAAGCCAGGUGAUUCAGAAUAGAGAUCCAAUUUAGUUUUUUUUUUUUUUAUAAAGCUUGAUUAUAGUAUAAAUCUUUUGAUUUUGAUUAAAAUUACCAGGAGGGUCUGUUUUUCUAUCCCUCAGGUUCUUGAUUUUCUUGUUUUUCUUCAGAUCUUUGAUUUUUGUGUGUGUUUUGACUUUUGAGAAGCCAUGGCAGCAGCUAUAGAUAUAUACAAUAGCAGCAGUCCGGUAUAUAUAGAUCCUUUUAGAGAAGAACUUAUGAAGGCACUUGAACCUUUUAUGAAAGGUGCUUCUUCUUCUCCUCCCCCUUCUUCUUCUUCUUCUUCUUUAUCUUCUUCACCUUCUAUUUCUUCUUCUUCGUCGUAUUAUCCGUUUGAAUCUUCUUUCUCAACGGAUCCAUAUUUGUACCAUGAAUUUGCCCCGAUCCCGAUGUUUUCGGGUUUUGAGAGAUUAGGGUUUGAGCAAAGAGGUCCGAUAGGGCUAAAUCAGCUCACCCCAUCUCAGAUCCUUCAAAUUCAAGCUCAGAUUCAUCUGCAAAACCAGGAACAACAAUCCUUAUCCUCUGUUGUUCUUCCUCGGCAACAAGUGAGCUCCUGUUUGGGAUAUCUGGGGCCCCGACCCGUUUCUAUGAAGCAAAGCGGAGCCCCGAAUAAGCCCGCGAAGCUUUACCGGGGCGUGAGGCAAAGGCACUGGGGGAAAUGGGUUGCGGAGAUUAGGCUUCCGAGGAACCGUACGAGGUUGUGGCUUGGAACGUUUGAUACGGCUGAAGAAGCCGCCUUGGCUUACGACAAGGCGGCUUAUAAGCUGAGAGGGGAGUACGCGCGGCUUAAUUUCCCGGAUCUUCGGCAUCGGCUCAGCCAGGAUUUCGCCGACUUUAAGCCGCUGCCGUCCUCCGUCGACGCCAAGCUUCAAGCCAUUUGCCAGAACCUAGCCGAGUCGCAGAAACCGGGCCCGGUUCAUACAAAGCGGACCAAAAACAAACCGGAAAAUAAAAUCAAACCGGAAUCCGGUUCAUCAUCUUCAGAUUCCCCCGCUCUCUCCGAGGAAUCUUCGCCAGAAUCCGACAUCACGUUCCUCGAUUUCCCCGAGCCCUCGUUCGAGGAAUCCGAGAAUUUCAAUCUCCAGAAGUUUCCGUCGGUGGAGAUCGAUUGGUCAGCGCUGUGAUUACAAAUUUCAUAGCUUCUUUUUUUUUUUGUUUUUUUUUUUGUUCAGUGAGAGUCUCAGGGUAUGUAAGGUUCACUGCAAUGGAAUUUUUGACAUGUGCAGUGGGUGAGUCAGGAAAGGAGUAGUAGUAUGUAAUGGAAGGAGUAGUCUUUUGAUGUCUUAUGUUGUUAAUAGUUUAAUGUAACUUUGUAAGGUGUCUUAUCUCCUUGGUUAGGCUGUUGUUUUUGUUAUGCAUGAUCAAGGAGACUUUGUAUGUGUCUGUUUGUUUAGGAACUUAAUUAAUGUAUGACUUAUGUUUAUUACUGCA
Ipomoea triloba (trilobed morning glory) is the source of this 1710-nucleotide messenger RNA. RefSeq names its product ethylene-responsive transcription factor RAP2-13-like. Gene Ontology annotation, biological process: regulation of DNA-templated transcription. Gene Ontology annotation, molecular function: DNA-binding transcription factor activity; DNA binding. NCBI's taxonomy places the organism in Eukaryota, Viridiplantae, Streptophyta, Magnoliopsida, Solanales, Convolvulaceae. The transcript has a single exon. The record is from RefSeq and is a predicted model, not a curated record. Bases 429 to 1403 code for a protein of 324 amino acids.